This is a messenger RNA of Anoplopoma fimbria (sablefish), 782 nucleotides long. Its product is annotated as vesicle transport protein SEC20-like. The transcript is spliced from 6 exons. Gene Ontology annotation, biological process: retrograde vesicle-mediated transport, Golgi to endoplasmic reticulum. Gene Ontology annotation, cellular component: endoplasmic reticulum; SNARE complex. The coding region runs from base 1 to 687 and encodes 228 amino acids. The record is from RefSeq and is a predicted model, not a curated record. NCBI's taxonomy places the organism in Eukaryota, Metazoa, Chordata, Actinopteri, Perciformes, Anoplopomatidae. Gene Ontology annotation, molecular function: SNAP receptor activity.
AUGGCUUCCUCAGACGUCCACGUCCGAAUAUGUGAACAAGAAAUCCUCAAAUAUGACCUGGAAAUCAAAGCUCUCAUCCAGGACGUUACUGAGUGCACAGGCCCUCAAAGCAAGCUGACAGAGCUGAACGCGGAUGUGAAAAAGAGUUUCCACAAUCUCAGGUUGCGGAUUCAGGAUUUUGAGCAGAUAGCUAUGGAGCAGGACAAAGAGUCAGACAAGCAAGCUCUGAUCAGUCAGGUAGACGGACACAGAAAACAGAUGCUGAGCAACCAGACUGGUUGGAGGAAAGCCAACCUGGCCAGCAAACUGUCCAUAGACAAUAUGGAAAAGCAGGCACUUCUUCAUGGAGCAGAAGGUGGUUUGAGACAGAGGAAGAUGACCAAAGAGGGUCUGGCCCAGACAACCAGUGACAUUACAGAGAAUCUUAUGAGCAUCAGCCGGAUGAUGGCGCAGCAGGUUCAGCAGAGUGAGGAGACCAUGACGUCACUAGCAACCUCCUCAAGGACAAUCCAAGAGACCAAUGAGGAGUUUAAGACCAUGACGGGAACCAUCCAGCUCGGGAGGAAACUCAUCACCAAGUACAACCGCAGAGAGCUCACUGACAAACUGCUCAUCUUCCUGGCGCUCGCCCUCUUCCUCGCCACAGUUCUCUACAUCCUCAAGAAGAGACUGUUCCCCUUCCUAUAGACCAGGUACCUUUCUAAGGAGCUCUCCCAUAACAACAUACAGCACUUUCCAUGGUCAGCGCAAACGAUUUAAACAACCCUGACUGCCGCGUGUCA